AUGGCACGCAAGAUCCUCUGCGUUGCUGAGAAGCCAGCCAUUGCCAAAUCUGUAGCUCAGCAUCUGAGCGGAGGACAAGUGACCACGCGAAGCAUUACCGGCAAUCCAUACGUAAAGAAUUACGACUUCGAUUUCAACUUUGGUCCACCAUGGGGCAACUGCUCCGUGACAAUGACAAGCGUCCUCGGGCAUCUCACUGAGCUCAAAUUCCCAGCUCAGUACAAUCAAUGGCAUUCGCCGCCCCCGUGGUCUUUGUUCGACGCUCCUGUUGAGGAUGUGGUAAACCAGGACAAGAAAGCUAUUGCAGAUAAUAUCGCGCAACAAGCCCGAUACUCUAGAGCUCUUUUCGUUUGGACUGACUGCGAUCGAGAGGGCGAGCACAUCGGUUCAGAGGUGCGACGAGCGGCUUUUCAGGGCAACAGGUCGCUUGAAGUAAAAAGAGCGCAGUUCAAUAACACCGAGAGAGCACAUGUGGUUAGAGCUGCUCAAAAUGCGAUCAACCUGGACGAGCGACAAGUCAAUGCCGUCGCAGCACGAAUAGAGUUGGAUCUACGCAUCGGGUACGCUUUUACGCGGUUUAACACGCUGACUUUGCAGGUGAUGGGUGGAGAUCUCAGUGAAAGAGUCAUCAGCUAUGGAUCCUGCCAAUUUCCUACACUGGGCUUCGUCGUAGACAGGUAUUUCAGAGUCAAAAAUUUCGUGCCCGAAAAAUUCUGGAGCAUCAAAGUCAUGCAUCUUCGUGACGAUAUGGAAGUGACAUUUUCAUGGCGACGACAUCGUUUAUUCGACCGGGUAUCUGUUGUGAUCCUUUUCGAAAGGUGUCUCACAGCACGAAUGGCAAAGGUCACUAAAUUACAGAAGAAGCCAACCAGUAAAUGGAGACCUUUGCCACUGACGACGGUGGAGCUGCAGAAACUUGGAAGCAUGUACCUUCGUAUGGACAGUCAGAGGGUGAUGAAGAUCGCCGAGGACCUGUAUAACAAAGGCUGGAUCAGUUACCCACGUACCGAAACCGAUUCAUUCGACAAAGGCAUUGAUCUAAGGAUUCUUAUUGAGAAGCAAGUCCAGGACAAUGCAUGGGGCCCCUACGCGCAAGGACUCCUGGCUGGAGGUUUCAAGUGGCCACGCAGCGGCCGUAACAAUGACCAGGCCCAUCCGCCUAUCCAUCCAGUUAACUAUGUUUCCCUUGCUGCUCUCUCGGGUGACGAUCGCCGAGUGUACGAAUUUGUGGUCCGAAGGUUCCUCGCUUGCUGCUCGGAAGAUGCGAAAGGGGAGUCGACAAUUGUCGAGAUCGAGUAUGGUGAUGAGACGUUCUUCACCAAUGGGUUGAUCGUGUUGGAGCGCAACUACUUGGACGUCUAUCCAUAUGAGAAGUGGACAAGCAGCCAGCCUUUACCCAGGUUCAACAUGCACGAGACCUUCGAGCCAACAGAAGCAAACAUAACAGAAGGCGAGACCACUGCACCAGGGUAUUUGACCGAGCCUGAGCUUAUCAGCCUAAUGGACGCCAAUGGUAUAGGCACUGAUGCAACAAUGGCCGAGCAUAUCGCGAAAAUCAAGGAUCGAGAGUAUGUCAUGACCCAAGCCCGAGCAGGCGGCACUGCCCAAGCCAACAGCACUAACGGCAGAGGAGGUCGCGGUGGCCGAGGUGGUAGAGGGGGCGCUCAAGGUGGUAGUAACGCAGGCAACGGAGGAGGUGGAGGCUCUGUGCAGCAGUUCAUCCCAACUACUCUUGGUGUUGCUCUGAUCGAAGGGUAUGAUGGUAUAGGAUUGGAGACGAGUCUGGGCAAGCCGUUCCUGCGUAAGGAGAUGGAGAUCAAGAUGAAAGAAAUUUGCGCUGGGACGAAGAGUCGGCAUGACUUUGUUCAGGAGACAUUGGAACAGUAUAGGGAGGUGUUUGUGAGGACACAGCAGCAGGUUGGGGUGCUGAGAGCCGCUUGCAGGAAGUAUGUCUUUGGUGACCAGCCGUGA
This is a messenger RNA of Letharia columbiana, 1971 nucleotides long. RefSeq lists its product as uncharacterized. Bases 1 to 1971 code for a protein of 656 amino acids. NCBI's taxonomy places the organism in Eukaryota, Fungi, Ascomycota, Lecanoromycetes, Lecanorales, Parmeliaceae. The record is from RefSeq and is a predicted model, not a curated record. Gene Ontology annotation, biological process: DNA topological change. The transcript has 6 exons. Gene Ontology annotation, cellular component: nucleus. Gene Ontology annotation, molecular function: DNA topoisomerase type I (single strand cut, ATP-independent) activity; DNA binding.